This is a messenger RNA of Plasmodium vinckei vinckei, 3684 nucleotides long. Its product is annotated as structural maintenance of chromosomes protein 2, putative. The transcript has 2 exons. Gene Ontology annotation, molecular function: ATP binding; protein binding; ATP hydrolysis activity. NCBI's taxonomy places the organism in Eukaryota, Apicomplexa, Aconoidasida, Haemosporida, Plasmodiidae. The coding region runs from base 1 to 3684 and encodes 1227 amino acids. Gene Ontology annotation, biological process: chromosome organization. Gene Ontology annotation, cellular component: chromosome. The record is from RefSeq and is a predicted model, not a curated record.
AUGCACAUUGAAGAGAUAAUUUUGGAUGGCUUUAAGAGCUAUCCAACAAAAACGGUAAUUGGGCCUUUUCAUCCCCAAUUUAAUGCAAUAACAGGUUUAAAUGGUAGUGGUAAAUCAAAUGUGUUAGAUGCAAUUUGUUUCGUUAUGGGAAUAAAUAAUUUGAAUUUAAUUCGAGUUAACAGAUUAGACGAACUUAUAUAUAAACAAGGACAAGCAGGAAUAACUAAAGGAAGUGUGACGAUAAAAUUUAACAAUGAAGAAAAGCCAAGCCCAUUACAAGAACCAUAUAGGGAUAUGAAAACAAUUACUAUUACAAGACAGAUAAUGUUAGGGGGUAGAAAUCGAUAUUUAUUAAAUAGCCACAAUGCUAAACCAAAGGAUAUUAGUGAUUUUUUUCAAUCAUUAAAAUUAAAUAUUAAUAACCCUCAUUUUUUAAUUAUGCAAGGUAAAAUAACAAAGGUUAUAAAUAUGAAACCAAUUGAACUUCUUGGUUUAAUCGAAGAAUCAAGUGGAACGAAACUUUAUGAAGUCAAAAGAACAAAUGCAAUAAAAUUAAUGGUAAAAAAGGAUCAGAAAUUAGAAGAGAUAAAUAAAGUGUUAGUAGAAGAAAUUGAGCCAACUUUAAUAAAAUUAAAAAAAGAAAAAGAAGAAUAUAAUAAAUUUAUAAGCAAUAACGAAGAAAUUGAAAAGUAUGAAAAGUUAGAUAUAUCUUAUAAAUAUUAUGUAGCUAAAAAUAUAAUGAUAAAAAACCAAGAAAAAAUUGAAGAAUGUACAAAUGAACAAAAUGAUAUAGAAAAUAAUAUAAACAGUAUAAAUGAUGAGAUCGAAAAAUAUAAAAAGGAUAAAGACAAAUUGGUUAAUGAAACUGCCAUUGCAAAUGAACCCAUAAAAUUACUUAUAAAAGAAAAAGAAGAAUUGGAGAAAAAAAUAUCAAACUUAAAAUCUGAGAUUAAAAUUGAAACUAAAGAAAUGGAAAAAGAAAAAAAAAAGAGAGAAGAUAUUAAAAAAGAGAUAAAAUUUAUAGAAAAAAAAUUAAAUGAUUACGAAAAAAAUGAUGAAAAAAAUAAUAAAACAUUGAGAGAUUAUGAAAACUUAAGAAGUAAAAUACAAACUUUAAGAGAUGAAUUGAAUGAAAAACAAAGGACAAUUAAUUGCUUACUUAGUGGGGGUAUUAGUAAUAAUAAUGCUGAUGGGAAUAAUAAUGGAAAUCAAUAUAAUGGGUCUUUUAGAGAUCAAUUAAAAAAUUAUAAAACAGACCUAAGUAAAACUGAGACAAAAAUAAAUAACUUGUUACAAAAUAGCAAACAUUUAGAAAAGGAAAUAAUUUCAUUAAAAAAUCAAAGGAAAAAAUAUGAAAAGGAAUUUAACGAAAUAAAUAAAGAAAAAAUUGCCGAAGAGAAAAAAAAAGAGACAGCAGAAAAACAAUUAGAAAAAAUAAAUUCACAACAUAACAAUUUUGAAGAUAUGCCAAAUUUACAAAGAGAUAAAUAUAAUUUACGUAAUGAAUUAGAAAAAUUGAAUCAAGAAAUUCAAAUUUUAAAAAAUUUAAUUAAUAAUGUUAAAAUUGAUUUUAAAAUACCAAAUAAUAUGAAAGAAUCAGAUGUAUAUGGUCAAAUAUAUAAAUUGAUUAAAAUAAAAAAAGACUAUGAAAAUACUUCACUAGCUAUUCAUUUAAUAUUAGGAGGUAAAUUAUCUUAUAUUUUAGUACAAAACAAAGAAAAUAGCAAAAAAUUGUUUGAAUAUAAUAACUUCUCACAAAAUACCAGAAGGGUUACAUUGUUACCGUUAAAAGAUUGUAUUGUUGGUCGAGAUUUAAAUGAAAAGUGUGUUGAAGAAUGUAGAAAAGAAUUAGGUCUUGAUGCAAAGGAUAAAAAAGAUGUAAUUUAUUUCUUAGAUAUAAUGGAAUAUGAUAAGAAAUUUGAAAAACUUGUAAAAUAUUUAUUUAAUGGAACUAUUAUAUGUUCAAAUGUUGAAUUAUGCAAAAAAAUUACUUACAAUGCUAAUAAAAAAUGUUCUUAUCCAACUAUCACAUUGGAGGGUGAUAAAUUCGAUACUUCUGGAAGCAUGUCUGGGGGUUCGAAUAAAAAUAUAAAUUUAUUUUUACAACAUUAUGAAAAAUAUCAAAAUAUAAAAAGGGAUUAUCAUUCAAAAGAAGAAGAGAUAACAAAAAUAAACAACAAAUUAAUCGCUUUUGAAAAGGGAGAAGAGGAAAAAAAGAAAAUAAAUAAAGAUAUUCAAAUUAUAUCUAAUAACUUAAGUAAUAUAGAAAAUAGAAUUGAAACAAGUAAAUAUGGAUGUUUAACCAAAAAAAUAGACAAUGCUAAAGAUGAAAUUGAAAAAGGCAGAGAGGAAUUAAAAACAUUGUAUGAUGAUCAAAAAAGAUUAAAUGAAAUUAUACGAAAACUUGAAAAAGAUAUAGCAGAUUAUGAAAAUAAUAAAGAUAAAAAAGAAGACGAUUUAAAAGAUAGCGUUAAAAAAUUAAAAAAUAAAAUUAAACAAUUAGAAACAGAGGAAAAUAAAAAAAAAGAACAAGUAGAUGAUUUAUUAAUGCAAAUCGAAAAUUUUAAAAAACAAGUUGAAAAGGAAAGAAAUGAUUUAAUUAUUGCAGAUGCUACAAUAACUGAUAUUGAAAAUAAAAUAGUGGAAUUACAGAAAAGUAUAGAUAUAGAAAAUGAAAAUUUAAAAGAACUCGAAAAUAAAAUUGUUCAACUACAAAUAAGUUUUGGUUCAUACGAAAAUGAAAUUAAACAAGUUGUUAAAAAGAUUGAAGCUUUAGAAAAAAAAAAAAAUAACUAUGCGUUAGAUCUAAAAAAAUUAGACAAUAAAUUAAUAGAUAUAAAAAAGGAUUUUAAAUCAGCAAAUGAUACUGUCAAUUAUUUGAAUAAAACUCAUGUAUGGAUAGAAUCAUAUGAAUCAUUAUUUAAUAAAAAAUAUACAUCUUAUGAUUUUGAAAAUUUUAAGCAUGACGCUAUACAAAAAAAAAUUCAAGCAUUACAAAAUGAGCAAAACAAACUAUCUAUUAAUAUCAACAGAAAAGCAGUUCAAAUGUAUGAACAAGUUCAAGUAGAUUAUAAAGAUUUAAUAACAAAAAAAUCUCAAGUUGAGGAAGAUAAAAAAAAAAUCCAAGAAGUCAUAGCAGAUCUUGAUGUAAAGAAAAGCGAAAGCUUGCUAACCAUGUAUCAACAAAUUAAUGAAUAUUUUCAGGCAAUAUUUUCAACACUUCUUCCAAAUUCCCAAGCAAAACUAAGUAUUAUCGAUGGGGACUUGGCCAACGGACUAGAAAUGAAGAUCGCCUUUAAUAACAACUGGAAAGAUUCUUUAACAGAAUUGAGUGGAGGUCAAAGAAGUCUUUUAGCUUUAUCAUUAAUUCUUGCAAUAUUAAAAGUGAGAACGGUUCCCAUGUAUAUUUUAGAUGAAAUUGAUGCAGCAUUGGAUUUAAAUCAUACUCAAAAUAUUGGAGAUAUGAUAAGAACACAGUUUCCACAUUCACAGUUUAUUAUUGUUUCAUUAAAAGAAGGAAUGUUUUCUCAUGCAGAUGUUUUAUUUAAGAUGAGAUUUAUUGAUGGUAUUUCAACGGUCAAUAGACAUUCAUUAGAUAUUAGACAGUGUGCAAACAAAAAAGAAAUCACUGAUGUAAAAAAAAGAAGAGUUACAAUUCACGAAAGAGAACCUGAAGAUGAUUAA